AUGUGCAAUUGUGCAGAACCGCACUUUCCGAGACCUAUUCAGCUUUACGAGUUGUUGGCCGAGCAUGACCAUAAAAUGACAUCCUCAGAUAUGUAUUUGUGUGUUGAUGAAGGCCUGAUUAGGAGAAGGGCCGGGGAUUUCGUGUGGCCACAUUCAUUUGCGAUGAGAGGGGAUCGCGUGAGGUGAGCGGCAUGGAACGGCCUAAUGAAGAGACGAGGCCGCUUGGAUAUUAAUUAAAACUUUUGUUUCCUUUCAAUCAGGAGCUGGAGUCAGAAGCCGAAGGGCAGCAAAGAAUGGCAUAAAGGUCUAGCCGAAAACAAGCCGGGAUUGGCCGCCCCACGCCCUCGGGAGACUCCCCCAAAAUUGGAAUCUGGCAGAAGAAAGAAUCUGCCCGAGAAUUAG
Bursaphelenchus okinawaensis is the source of this 402-nucleotide messenger RNA. NCBI's taxonomy places the organism in Eukaryota, Metazoa, Nematoda, Chromadorea, Rhabditida, Aphelenchoididae. The record is from the annotation of a GenBank genome assembly.